CUCCGCACUACCCGCUAACUAUUCGCAAUCGACCGACGUCUUGGUUGUUGGACUGGGUUAUAAUGACUUGACUUCUGCUAAAUGAACCCGUGGACUAGUUUAAGUUUAUCGCAGUGGCGUAUUUAUUUAAUAUUGAGCGGGCGCCGAAGCGAACGCUUUUAUAAGGACCGUUAGCGUCGAGUGAGAGUUUUUUCGUGCAUUGUGGCUGCGGUGGCGUGAUGGAGAAGCAGUCGAGGUGGUCGGAGCAGCGCUCCGAGCAGCGCGUGACCUCCGAGCGGCGCGAGCAGGUCGUGCAGCAGCAGGAGCGCGUGCAGCGCACGCAGCACUACUCGCACCAGAUGCUCACGCAGCAAGUUGGCGGCAAUGUUGGCGGCCAAAGCAUACCCAUCACAUCAGGCAGGCCUGGGGACCCGUCUCCGCCUAUCUUUGAACAAAUAUUUAAGAAUGCGAGAUUUGCACAAGGCGGUAAUGCCAAAUUUGAAGGGAAACUUAGAGGUAAUCCUACUCCAGUUGUAUCGUGGACCAGAAAGAAAGCUCCUUUAGUAGAAUGCAAUAAAUAUAGUAUGAGCUAUAAUGAACAAACUGGGGACGUUUCCCUUCUCAUCAAGCAAAUCGGCCCAGGUGAUGAAGGAGAAUACACUUGCACAGCUCGCAAUCAAUAUGGUGAAGCUAUUUGUUCUGUAUAUAUUCAACCCGAGGGUGUUCCAGUACCCGCGCAGCAAGCAUCGCAACAGCAAAGCUACAGACACGUCAGUGAGAGUGUGGAACACAAGUCGUAUGGAACUCAUGAAUUCAUGACUGAACAAUCGCGACAGUCGCAGAAAUAUGCAUACUCGAAUGGUACAGAUCAUUCAUCUUCAGAAGACUUCAAAGUCGAUACUUUUGAAUACAGACUAUUAAGAGAGGUAUCAUUUCGAGAGACCAUUACAAAAAGAUAUAUAGGAGAGAGUGACAUACAAGUAAGCACAGAAAUUGACAAAUCUUUGGGACCAGUGUCACCCCCUAAAAUUUCACAGAAACCGAGAAAUUCUAAGUUACAAGAAGGAACCGAUGCUCAGUUCCAAGUUCAGCUAUCUGGCAAUCCUAGACCACGUGUAACGUGGUUUAAGAAUGGUCAAAGAUUAGUUAAUUCUACCAAACAUAAUAUUAUAAACACCAAUAAUCAAACAAUACUUAGAGUACGAAAUGUGCAAAAGUCCGAUUGUGGUCAUUACACUCUCCUGGCUGAAAAUCCAAAUGGAUGUAUCGUUACAUCUGCAUAUCUUGCUGUUGAGUCACCUCAAGAAACAUACGUUCAAGAUCAAAAAUCUCAGUAUAUUACGGAUAGCCAACAAAUUGAGACUGAAAGAAUAGAAAUAAGUGAAAAAGCUCUCGCUCCGCAAUUUGUUAAAGUCUGCCAAGACCGUGAUGUCACAGAAGGCAAAAUGACGCGAUUCGAUUGCCGCGUCACAGGCAGACCUUAUCCAGAAGUCACGUGGUUCAUUAAUGAUAGACAAAUCCGAGAUGAUUAUAAUCAUAAAAUUCUAGUAAACGAAUCUGGUAAUCAUGCUCUUAUGAUUACCAAUGUCAGCAUGAGUGAUUGUGGUGUAGUAACGUGUAUUGCAAGAAACAAAAGUGGCGAAACUUCUUUCCAGUGUAAAUUAAAUGUUAUAGAGAAGGAGCAGGUAGUUGCCCCUAAGUUUGUAGAACGUUUCAGCACUUUGAGUGUACGUGAGGGUGAGCCAGUUAGAUUGAAUGCACGUGCUGUCGGCACGCCUACACCUCGAAUCACAUGGCAGAAGGACGGUGUUCCGAUUAUACCCAAUCCAGAAUUACGAAUUAAUACCGAAGGUGGGGCCUCGACAUUGGACAUUCCGCGAGCCAAGGCGUCGGAUGCGGCGUGGUAUCAGUGCACGGCUCAGAAUGUCGCAGGUUCCACAGCUACUCGGGCGAGGCUUUACGUCGAAGUACCAAAGGAGCCUCCGCCUGAGCAAAAACGUUUGCACUUACCACGGCCUACAAAGAUAAUCGAGCCAGAACCUGCACCAGGUCCAGAGAUCAUAUAUUUGAGGCACGUGGAAAGAGCACGACCAUAUGUUCCUCCUGGUGAGGAAGAUCGAAUUUAUCCUCCACCACAGUUUAUUGUGCCCCUGAGAAGCGUGACACAAACUGAAGGUGGAAAGAUACACUUUGAGACGAGAAUUGAACCUGUGGGCGAUCCUACUAUGAAAAUAGAAUGGUUGAAGAAUGGUCAAAGCAUAGAAGCAAGUUCUAGAUUCACAUCAAUCUUCAGAUUUGGUUACAUAUCCCUUGAUAUGCUCAGUUUGAACAUUCAAGACAGUGGUGAAUAUACUUGUAGAGCGGUUAGCGCUACAGGUAUUGCAGAAACUAAAGCAAUGUUGCAAGUCACACCUAGAGCCACAAUCGAAAGGUCUAGUCAGCACCCUGAAAGUCUGCAAUACAUUCAACAGCUCGAGGAUUAUUCCAAAUAUCAACAUCAGGAGUCCAUUGAAGAACACAUUUCACAACGGCCACAAUUUAUAAGGCCACUUCAAGACCUUGGAGAACUCCAGGAAGGCCGGAACGCUCAUUUUGAAGCCCAGCUUACUCCUGUUAGUGAUCCAACUAUGAGAGUUGAAUGGUAUAAAGAUGGUAAAUCUAUCACAGCUAGCUCGCGAAUCACAGCAAUCUUCAACUUCGGAUACGUCUCCCUUAACAUCAUGCACCUACGGGUUGAAGAUGCAGGUUCGUACACAGUUAGAGCUGUGAAUAAACUUGGUGAAGCCAUCAGUACUGCAUCAAUCAGGGUUGCAGCAAGAAGCACUGUUACGGAGGAUCUAGGGAUUCCCGAACAGAGACGAUACAUAGAAAAGACUGAGCAGUUGGAAGCUUAUCAGCAACAACAACAUCAGAGAUAUUACCAAGAAGUACCUGAAAGUACGCAGCGACCAGAGUUUAAAACUCCAAUCAAAGACCAGAUAAAUAUUAAAGAAGGCGGAUUCGCCCACUUUGAAGCUCGUCUCGAACCAGUUGGAGAUUCUACGUUGAGAGUGGAGUGGUUGAAGGAUGGACGCCCUGUAGAGGCUAGUUCAAGAAUAACAACAUUCUUUAACUUUGGAUACGUAGCUCUAACAAUCAAAUCUGUUACCGUACACGACGCUGGUAAUUACACAUGCAGAGCUUACAAUGCUUUAGGACAAGCAACGACCAGUGCAAACCUAACAAUUGUGACAAAGAAAGAUAUAAUAGCUGAAUCACAGCACCCCGGCGGUUUAGAAAAAAUUCAAUACUUGGAAGAUUCAAGCAGAUAUUCCAAGCGCUCAGAGGAGGAAGUCAGAGUUACACAAAAGCCUAGAUUUUUAGGUCCACUAAAAGGAACAAAUAAGAUUGUUGAAGGACAAAGUGCUCAUUUCGAAGCCAGAGUGGAACCACAAAGCGAUUUAACUAUGACUGUCGAGUGGUAUUUUAAUGGGAAACAAAUUAAAUCAGCAAAUCGUAUUCAGACUUACCAUGACUUUGGAUACGUUGCGUUAGAUUUAACUAAUGUAAGAGCAGAAGACGCUGGUGUAUACACUGUAGUUGCUAGAAACGCUGCAGGAGAAGCACAGCUCAGCGCGAAUAUGAUUGUUGAAACACGAUCCAGCAUUGACACAUCCAGCAUACAUCGCGGCUUAUACGAAAAAACACGUCAAAUGGAAGAAUCUAAAUUUGUUGAGCCAAUGUAUCACAUUGAAGAAAUCUCAAAAUCUAAGCCAGUAUUUGUACAGCCAUUAUCAGACCCUAAACCCAUAUCGGAAGGAAAGAAUAUUCACCUUGAAUGUCGCCUCGAACCAAUGGGCGACCCUACUAUGAGAGUUGAAUGGUAUCACAAUGGAAGAGCCGUGACCGUCGGUUCACGCUUUAGAACAUACUACGAUUUUGGAUUCGUAGCUCUUGAUAUUAUCCAUGCUACCUCGGCUGAUUCCGGUGAAUACACCGUGAGAGCUGUUAAUCAUUUAGGAUCGGCGCAUACAUCUGCAAUGGUAAGAGUUAUUGAAAGAUCAGAUGUAUUAACUGACACUCAGAAUGAACAAGCUGUUGAACAAAUUCAAAUGCUAGAAGACGCUGCUCGUCGUAACAAACAAGUACAGGAAGAUAUUACAGUUAUGCAAGCUCCACAGUUUUCAAGAGCUUUACACAACAUUGAAACUCUGGAGGGCACUAAUGUUCACUUAGAAUGUCGAUUGCAGCCAGUUGGAGACCCAACUAUGAGAGUAGAAUGGUUCUGCAAUGGAAGACCAAUAAAGACGGGUCAUAGAUUCAGACCUGCUUAUGAAUUUGAUUAUGUUGCUCUCGACCUUUUGAGUGUAUAUCCAGAAGAUUCUGGUGUUUAUACCUGCCAAGCUACAAACCAACUUGGAGAAGCUGUCACCUCCUGCGCUCUACGCGUUAUGGCAAAGAAAGAUUUAAUCUUUGAAUCUCAACAUCCCUCCGGCUUAGAGAAGAUUCAAUAUUUAGAAGAUGCUUCUCGGUACAAAAAAUCGGAAGUUAUUGAUGAGUCUAUUCACAUUAAGCCAAGAUUUGUAACUAAACCUAAAUCAAUAGAAAAUGUCAAAGAAAGGCAACAUGUACAUUUUGAAUGUAAACUAGAACCUGUUACUGAUCCAAACUUAAAAGUAGAAUGGUUUAAGAAUGGUCAACCAGUAACCAUAGGCCACAGAUUUAGGCCUAUUCAUGACUUUGGAUAUGUCGCUCUUGACAUCAUCGAUUUAAUAGCUGAAGAUUCUGGCAUUUAUACAUGCAGAGCUGUUAACCUUCUCGGUACUGACGAAGUUAGCUGCCGAUUGACUUGUCGUGAAACUGCCGAUAUUAUUCGCGGCACACAAAAUGAAGCAGGCCUCGAACAAAUUCAGGUACUCGAGGAUAGAUCGAGAUAUCAAAGAUCUGAUUUUGUCGAUGAAGUGACAACUCAGGCACCAAUAUUCACAACAUCUCUGAAAAAUAUUGAAAUUAAAGAAGGGCAGAGAGCUCAUUUCGAAUGUAGACUUAUCCCCGUUUCUGAUGCUACAAUGAAAGUUGAAUGGUAUCACAAUAACAAUCCCCUUAAGAGUGGCUCAAGAUUUACAGAAACUAAUAACUUCGGUUUCGUAGCUCUUGACAUUAUGUCUUGCUUGCCUGAAGAUUCAGGUGUUUAUACUUGUAGAGCAAUAAACGCGCUGGGUGAAGCCGUAACUUCGGCAACAGCGGUCGUUCAUUCAAAGAAAUCAAUUUAUUUGGAAAGUCAACAUGAGGAAGCCUUACCGAGAUUAAAUCAGCUGGAAGAUGCUUCACGACACCAAAGACCAAGUGCACAAGAGGACGUUAUCAAUCAAGCUCCAGUAUUUACUAUGCCUAUGCGUGAUAUAAGAGUAGCAGAAAACCAGGCAGCUCACUUUGAAGCUAGAUUAAUACCUGUUGGUGAUCCGCGAUUGAAGGUGGAAUGGCUCCGUAAUGGUGUACCUAUAGCAGCUUCAAACCGCAUUACAACUAUGCAUGAUUUCGGUUAUGUAGCUCUUAACAUGAAAUACGUAAAUCCUGAAGAUUCAGGAACAUACACUUGCCGUGCCGUAAAUGAGUUAGGCCAAGCAGUUACAUCGUCAACCUUAUUUGUACAAUCCAAAGCAUCUCUGCUACUGGAUUCUCAAAACCAAGCCGCUUUACAAAAAAUACGCCAGCUAGAAGAUUCUUCUAGAUACCAGCGCAAGGAGGACGUUGAAGUUGCAGUUAAUCAAGCUCCACGCUUUAUUACUCAACUAAAUGGUCCCUCCAAACUUGUGGAAGGACAAAGUGCGCAUUAUGAAUGCCGAAUUGAACCUUACCCUGAUCCGACAAUGCGUGUAGAAUGGUACUUCAACGGCAAAGUCCUCCAAAGUGGCCAUCGGUACCGCACCGCAUUUGAUUUUGGUUUUGCGGCCCUCGAUAUCUUAACUGUAUACGGAGAGGACUCGGGCGAGUACACCUGCAAAGUAAUCAAUAAUUUAGGACAAGCGACAUCAUCUAUCAACUUAAACGUUCAAUCCAAGGAAUCAAUCAUCAGAGACACUCAACAUGAGAGUGCAUUGGAAAAGAUCCAAUAUUUGGAAGACGAUAGCAGAUACAAGAAAGUUGUCCGUGAUGAAGGUUUCAUUGCUGAAAAGCCUCAAUUUGGUAAACCUAUUAAGAGUGUCGAAGCACCUGAGGGUCAGCCAAUUCAUUUAGAGGCAACAUUAACUCCUGUCAAUGAUCCUACAAUGCGUGUUGAAUGGUAUUGCAAUGGCCGUCCCAUACAACAAGGACAUAGAUUUAAAACAACUUACGACUUCGGAUACGUCGCUUUAGAUGUAUUAUAUGCCUACGCUGAAGAUUCAGGAACAUACAUGUGCAAAGCUACUAACGCAGUCGGUGAGGCUGUCACUACGAGCUCAGUCAAAGUAGACGCCAAGGCUGGACUCUACCUUGAUACAUUGGAUGAACAACGUCUAAGAAAAAUUCAAGAGCUUGAAAGGUUUGAAAGACCUAAACCUGUUGAAGAAGAAAAGCCUGGCCAAAGGCCAGUUUUCCUUACACCAUUGACUAACCUUGAAAAUUUGAAGGAAGGUGAUCAUGCUCACUUUGAAUGCAGAGUAGAACCAAUUAAUGACCCAGACUUAAAAAUAGAGUGGUUCCUUAACGGACAGAGAAUCAAGACUGGUCACAGAUUCAGAACAACACACGAUUUUGGCUAUGUUGCCUUAGAUAUAUUAUACACAUACGCAGAAGAUUCUGGAACCUAUAUGUGUAAGGCCACUAACAAACUUGGCGAGGCAGUUAAUACGUGCACGUUGAAGGUUGCAGGGCAUAGAAAUAUUAUUUUGGACACACAACAUCCUAAUGGCCUUGAAAAGAUAAGACAAUUGGAAGCACAAGGUCAUCCAUCAAGAAUAGAAGUUGAAGAACCAAAGGUCUUUGCGCCAAGGUUCGUUACUGAGCUAAGAGGAACAACGCAUGUAUUUGAAGGUCAAACCGCACACUUCGAAUGCCAAGUCGAACCUGUUCAUGAUCCUAACCUGCGAAUAGAGUUUUACCACAACGGCAAAGCCCUGCAAUCUGCGUCACGAUUCCAUAUCACUUUUGAUUUUGGUUACGUGUCAUUGGAUAUUCAACACUGUGUACCGGAGGAUGCUGGUGAAUAUUCAGUGAAAGCAAUUAAUGCAUUGGGUCACUGUACUUCUUCUAUAUCCAUGACCGUAACCGCAAAAGGCAGUAUUAUUUCGGAAUCUCAACGUCCAGAAGGAUUAGAAAAGAUUCGAGAACUCGAAUCAGCCGAACCAUUUAAGCGUCCGGAGAUUCCAGACACAGUUACCAGGCAAAGGCCUGUUUUCACUCAGCCACUUCAAAAUAUCGAUAAUAUUCAGGAAGGUCAAACAGCACAUUUGGAUUGUAGACUUAUUCCUGUCGGAGAUCCUACCCUUAAGGUAGAAUGGUUCAGAAACGAGAAAUUAAUUGAGGACAGUUCUCGUAUUACAAAAACGAAUGACUUUGGUUAUGUAUCUAUGACUAUUUCUCAUGUACGUGAUGAAGAUGAAGGUGUUUAUAUGUGUAGAGCAUCAAAUUUGCUUGGAGAGGCCGUGACAACAGCAGCAAUGAAAAUAAAAACGAAAGCAGCUAUCCAGUUAGAAACACAACAUCCAGAAGGAAUGAAAAAGAUACAACAAUUGGAACAACCCCAAGCCAAAAAGACUGAUGAACCAGAGCGAGAAUUUGAGAAACCCAUAUUCACUCAAGUACUCACAGGACCUUCUGAGUUAUGGGAAGGACAGCAUGCUCACUAUGAAGCACGCGUUGUCCCAGUUGGCGACCCAAGCCUACGAUUUGAAUGGUACAUCAACGGAGUCGAACUUAAAAUGGGUUCAAGGUUCCGUACUACACAUGAUUUCGGCUUUGUUACACUAGAUAUCAAUUCAGUAAUAGCAAAUGAUGCUGGUUUGUAUAUGUGCAAAGCUAUUAAUAAAGCUGGCAGCACAGUCUCGUCAACCUCAUUGAAAGUUAAAACUAAGUCGACUAUCAUUGACCAGGCAAUGCGUCCCGAGUCUUGGGAAAAGAUUCAACUCAAAGAAGCUUCUAUGAAUCAAGUUCCGGAUAGAUUUGUCGAUUUGGGCGUACAACAAGCUCCCAUAUUUACUACCCAUCUUCAGAGCUACGACAAACUCGUGGAGGGACAACAUGUAUACUUGGAGGCCCAAGUUGAGCCUCGCACAGACCCUCACCUGAGAAUAGAGUGGUUCAAGAAUGGAGUAUCCUUAACAACCGGAUCAAGAAUUAAGAGCACUUUCGACUUUGGCUUGGUUACGCUAUCUAUAAAUAGCUUGAGGCAUGACGACUCUGGUAUCUAUACUUGCAAAGCUGUUAAUCAAAUGGGUGAAGCAGUUUCAACUUCUUCGAUAAAAAUAGAAGACCGACACUGGCUGUUGGGAGAAUCAUUACAUCCCGAAUCACUGGAUCGCAUCGGUGCUUUAGAGCAACCUAAAGCAACAAAACCAGACACACCGGAACCAGUAUAUGAGACACCUGUGUUUAUUUCACAUUUGAACAACAUUGUUUGUAAAGAAGGAGAUAACAUUCACUUUGAAUGCAAUGUUGAGCCUUCUAAAGAUCCAACACUUAAAAUUGAAUGGUUCUUUAAUAACAAACCAUUACCAUCAGGUACAAGAUACAAGAGUACCCAUGAUUUUAGUUAUGUAUCGUUGGACAUAAUGCAUACUUAUGAAGAAGACUCUGGAAUAUACACAUGCAAGGCCACUAAUAGCAAAGGUUCCGCUACAACAUCAGGUUCAUUGAGAUGCACUGGCGAUAAGCAUAUCUAUUUAGAUACUCAACACCCGCAAGGAAAAGCUGGCUUAGAUGCAGUUGAACAAGCCGAAGAAGCUAGAUUAUCUAAAAAUAGAAGAUCAUCUGUUCCGGAUGCCGAAUAUCCUAAGCCUGAAUGGGUGAUCCCAGUUGUGGCAGAAUGUCAAUUAAUUGAAGGACAACCCUUGCAUCUGGAAGGACAAGUCGAACCCAAGAAUGAUCCUGACUUAAAGAUCGAAUGGUACUUUAAUGGUAAAGUACUAGAACAUGGAUCUAGAUUUAAACUUGCAAGUGAUUUUGGCUUUGUUACUCUCGAUGUUACAGAUGUUUACGAAAGAGAUAGUGGUAUUUAUACCUGUAAAGCAUACAAUAAGAGAGGUGAAGCAUUUACAUCUUCAACUAUUUACUGCAGUAGUAAAGAAAAUCUCAUUGAACGCACACAACAUCCUAAAGGAAAGGAGGGCUUGGAAAAAAUACAAAAUCUUGAGGAUUCCCUUCGCAAAGAACCUGCUCAAAAGCCAGAUGAUGAUACUGGAAGGGCACCUGAGUUCACUACCGUAUUCCAGGAUAUUGUUGAUAUUAGUGAAGGUCAAAUUGCUCAUUAUGAUGCCUCUCUCAUACCAACUGGAGAUCAAACAAUGGUAAUUGAAUGGUUCUACAAUGGAAAGACGAUUGAAGCUAGUCACCGUAUUCGCACUGUGUAUGCCUUUGGUAUGGUUGUUCUUGAAAUUCUUGGAACAAAGACUUCAGACUCUGGCAUAUAUUCUUGUCGCGCGACCAAUAAAUGGGGUCAAGCUGAAAUAAGUGUGAAAUUGGAAUGUGUUGACAAAAGCAAAGGCCAAAAACCGAGGUUUACGACACAUAUUCAAAAUAUUGAAGGUCUUAAAGAUGGUCAAUCGGCUCACUUCGAAUGCACAGUUGUGCCAGUUGAUGACCCUGAUAUGAAAAUCGAAUGGUAUCACAAUGGCCAACCAAUGCGCCAUUCAAACAGAAUUAAAACAAUUUCCGAUUUUGGUUUUGUAGUACUUGAUAUUGCGUAUACUCAAAACCAUGAUUCUGGUGAAUAUGUAUGUCGGGCAUUUAACAAAUAUGGAGAAGAUUUCACCAAAGCAACAAUUAAUUGUUACGGAAGAAGUGGAGUUUACUCUGACAGCCUGCAACCAGAUUCUUUGGCCAAAAUCAGAGAGCUUGAGAGCUUGCAAGGACUUCAACAUCAAGCUCCAGCUCCAGCAUCAGCGGUUCCACCACAAUUUAUCACACAAAUUCAGGACGUGACAAAAUUGGUAGAAGGCCAGAGUGCACAUUUCGAAGCAAAGCUAGUGCCAGUAGAUGAUCCAGACCUUAAGGUUGAAUGGUUCUACAAUGGAAAGAAAUUACCACAUGGCCACAGGUACAGAACGUUCCAUGAUUUCGGAAUUGUUAUCCUUGAUAUUCUCUAUUGCUAUGAAGAAAAUUCUGGUGAAUACGAGUGUGUUGCUACAAACAAACUGGGAAGAGAUUCUACGAAAGCGACACUUAAGUGUACAUCGAAGGAAAAUUUGAUUCUGGACUCGCAACUACCGCGGGGCAUGGAAGGAGGAUUGGAAAAAUUACAAACUCUUGAAGAUUCUAUGGUACGAAGGAAGGAUGUCGAAGUUACAGAAACACGUGGCAAGGCGCCUGUUUUCACAGUUCCUUUGGCAAAUAUUGACAAUUUGAGAGAAGGUGAAAAUGCUCACUUUGAAGCUCGCCUUACGCCAACUGAUGAUCCCAACCUUAAAGUUGAAUGGUAUUGGAACGGCAAGUCAUUGAAGGCUGGAUCUAGGUUCCGUACAUUCUGUGACUUUGGCUUCGUUAUUCUUGAGAUAUCGCCUACUUAUCCAGAAGACUCCGGUGAAUAUAUGUGCAGAGCUUACAACAACUAUGGUGAAGCCGUGACUACAGCCACAAUGAAAGUUCAAGGCAAGAGGAAUAUUAUUCUUGAGUCUCAACUGCCUAAAGGCAUGGAAGGUACCAUUGAUAAAAUUGCUGCAUUGGAAGGAUAUAAUGGAACAGUUGAUGCCUUAUCACCAGAAGUAGAAAGUGGAAAUCCACCGGAAUUCGUUACGACACCAUCUGAUCUCAUUUUGUCAGAAAAUUCUUCAGCCCACUUCGAAUGCCGUUUGAUUCCAGUAAACGACUCUAGUAUGAGAGUAGAGUGGUUCCACAAUGGAAAAGCUCUUCUUACUGGAUCUAGAGUUAAGACUAUUAAUGACUUUGGUUUCGUUAUAUUAGAAAUAGGAGGUGUUUAUCAGCGUGAUGCUGGUCUUUAUACUUGCAAAGCAACAAAUCGUCAUGGAGAAGCUACGGUAUCAUGUAAGCUUCAAGUUAAGGGCAGACAAGGUAUUAUCUUAGAGCCUCAACUACCGUCACAAUUUAAGUCCGGUACCGAAAGCAUUCAAAAACUGGAAGAAACUUUGCAUAAACGUGAAGAAAUAACAAUCGAAGACGAAAAACCCAAUCCUCCAAGAUUUACCGUUGAAAUAAAAGAUAAUCUUGAUAUUGUUGAAGGUGGACCUAUCCACUUCGAUUGCCGCGUAGAGCCUGUCGGCGAUCCUACAAUGAGGAUAGAUUGGUUCCAUAAUGGAAGGCCAUUUGCAACAGGAUCUCGUGUCCACAUGUUGAAUGAUUUUGGCUUUAUUGCUCUUGACAUCGACUACGUAUAUGCUAGAGAUGCAGGUGAAUACACCUGUCGGGCAACUAACAAGUGGGGUUCAGCUACAACAACUGCUAAAAUUACUUGCAGCACUAAACGUGAUAUCAUUUAUGACUCUCAAUUACCACAAGGUAUGAGCGGUGAGAAAAUCAAGGAGCUCGAAAGGGGUCGUGUAAGUGAGGCUCCUAAAGAAGAUGCCGUUAUAAACAGUCCUCCUAAGUUCAUCACUCAGAUUCAGUCUCACACAAUUGAAGAAUCUGAAUCAGUUCGUUUCGAGUGUCGAGUAGAGCCAAAACAAGAUCCCAAACUGCGCAUAGAAUGGUACAGAAACGGAAAACUGUUGCCAUCUGGUCACCGUUUCCGUACAGUGUACGACAUGGGUUUUGUUUCAUUGGACAUCUUAUACGUUUAUUCUGAAGAUUCCGGUGAAUACGUUUGCCGCGCUGUGAAUGACUUUGGUGAAGAUAUCACAAAGGCUACUGUAUCUUGCAAACGUUUGCCCGAUAUUAUACUACAAAAUCAAGUACCAAGAGGCAUGAAGAAAUCAGAAGCAUUAACACAGAUGGAAGCUACUAUCAAGAAAUACACAUCAGAAGUAUUCUUGACUGAAGAUGAUCUGUAUGACGCUGACAAAAAGCAACCACCACGCUUUGUCACGCAAAUACAAAGCCAAACAACUCUUGUUGAAAUGGAAUGUACCAAAUUUGAGUGUCAGCUAGCUCCUGUUGGUGAUCCAAACAUGAAAGUGGAGUGGUUCUUCAAUGGCAAACCUUUGUUACACAAAAACCGCUUCACACCCAUCUACGACUUUGGAUAUGUUGCUAUGAACUUCGGCUGGGUAUACCCAGAAGACAGUGGUGAAUAUCUUUGCCGUGCUACUAAUCUUUAUGGUAUGGAUGAAACCAAGGCAAUCAUUAAGACUACUGGAAAACCGGGUAUCGUCUACGAUUCCCAAUUACCCAAACAUAUGAAGAGUAUUGAAAAGAUCAGGGAAAUGGAAGCAGCUUGGCAAGCGGUGCCUGAUCAACCUGGAGAGGAAGUCAAGGAACGCGUGCCACCUGUAUUUGUCAGUCGCCCUGAACCAGUCACAGUGGAAGAAGGAGAAUGGGCAAGAUUCUGCUGUCGCGUCACUGGUCAUCCAAAACCACGAGUCAUGUGGCUUAUUAAUGGAAAUACUAUUGUCAACGGUUCUAGGUACAAACUGACAUACGAUGGCAUGUAUCAUUUCGAUAUACCUAAAACAAGGCAGUAUGAUACUGGCAAAAUUGAAGUUAUCGCUAGAAGUUCAGUAGGCGAGGCUUUAGCUACGACCGAAUUGAAAGUUAUUCCGAGACACGACGAUUAUAGAAGUGUUUUGAAAAAUGCUCCAAGACCUUGGUAUGAUGAAACAACGCAGUACCAACGUUCUGAUACUGAGUUGGAAAAAACAUUUGAGGAAAGGCAAACAUUACAACGCAAAGGUGUAAUUGAUCAUAGACCGGAACUGAAGCCUAAAGUAAUCAAAGAACCAGAAACUGAAUGGCAGCAAACUGUAAAGAAGAAGAAGAGCGAAGAAUAUUACAACAAACUUCAGGAAUUGGAAAAUGAACAAAUUGUUAAAGAAAGCCGUUUGAGGGAAUCUUCUCAUCAAUAUGCUGUACCCGGAGAAAAAGUAACCAGCUCAUCGCUUGCUAGAAGUAUGGCACAGAAAUAUCAAGAUAAUUUGGAACAAACCGAAGAAAUCACUGAAACCAAACAAACUCAGAAGAAGGUACAAAAGCCCCGAAUUCCCGAUCCACUAGAAUCAACAGUUCAUGGAAAGGAGGUUCAUGUUGCAAAACAAAAACAGAUUCAGAAGGAAGUGGUGGGUGAUACCGAAAUUACACGCAAGAUCACUUCAACAGAAACCACUGAAGUAGAACACAAGGCGCAAACUCAGGAAAGAGUCGUUGAGGGACCAGUAAAACCCUCUACGCCGCCUGUAUUUACAAAGAAAAUGCAACCAUGCCGUGCCUUUGAACAGGAACAAGCGAGAUUCGAAGUUGAAUUUGAUGGUGAUCCUUUGCCAACAAUAAAAUGGUAUAGAGAAAACUUCCCGAUUAAGAACUCACCUGACUUCCAGAUUCACACAUUCAGCACUAAGUCUAUUCUCAUAAUUAGACAAGUAUUUGUUGAGGAUUCUGCUGUAUUUGCUGCUGUGGCUGAGAAUAGGGGUGGUACUGCUAAAUGUAGUGCUAACCUAGUUGUAGAGGAGCGCAGACGUCAGGGCAGGGGAGGAGUCAUACCGCCCAGCUUUACCUUGACAGCGCAAAAUGUUAAUGUUACUGCUGGACAGCUUGUGAGAUUCGACACUAAAGUUACAGGAACGAAACCAAUUGACGUAUACUGGCUUAAAAACGGAAAGAAAGUACAACCAGAUAUAAGAAACAAGAUUCUCGAAGAAGAUGGAACGAACACACUUCUUAUUCUAGAAGCUUACCCGCAGGACUCGGGAAAAUACGAAUGUGUUGCUAUCAAUAGCGCUGGUGAAGCAAGAUGCGAUGCCGAAUGUGUCGUAAAUGCUCCUGCAACUAAAGAGAAGCCGAAGCCCCAAACAAAAGCAGCAAAUGCACCUCCAGAGAUUAUUGAACCCCUCAAAGACCGAGUGGUAACCGAAGGUCAGGCCAUUGAAUUCAGUUGUAAAAUUGUGGGUAAACCGACGCCAACUGUUCAGUGGUACAAAGGAGAUAAAUUGAUAAAGCCAUCAAAAUACUUCCAAAUGUCGCGGACGGCUGAUGACUACACUCUACGUAUAUCUGAAGCUUUCCCUGAAGACGAGGGAGAUUACAAAUGCGUUGCCUACAAUUCAGCUGGGCGGGUAACCGUAGCUGCUAAGUUGAAAGUAACACAGCCCGAUCAGGCUGACAAUUUGCCCACUCUGACACCACUGCGAGAUGUCGUCGUUUACGAAGGUCAGCCGGCACAGUUCAAGACUCAGAUCACCAGCAAAGUGAAACCCACGAUUCAAUGGCUCCGUGAAGGCGCUCUGAUUCCGGAAACUCCUGAUUUCCAAAUGAUCCACGAAGGUAACAACGCGGUGUUGUUGAUCGGUAACACCUACGAAGAAGAUACUGGUAUUUUCACCUGCCGCGCUACUACGGUCGCAGGCCAAGUGGAGACCUCAGCUAAACUAGUCGUCAAAAGUAAGACAUAGAUACAGGCAGCGAGCUCGCGUCGCGCACUUUUAAUCCAUUAAUGUAGUGUUUCUUUGUUUCAUCACUAUAUCAAAAAUUGAGAUCGGGUGAAAACUACCACAUAAGUACCAAGUUGACAAGCGAAUAUAAAAUCACAAAAAUGUUACUAGUUAAUAAUAUCGUAGCGGUUCCCGCAGUAACGACUCCGCCCGCUUUUCAAACACCCCUCGUAAUAAGUCGUGAUUCUAUGACACAUAGACUACUGUGACCAUCACUAGCCUUCACCAUAUAUAUGUAUAUCCAAUAUUCACUUCAUUCUUAUCGCUGACAUCAAAAUUGUACAGUAUCUCGAAACAUUCGAAUGUUCACUCCGCAUUAUCUAACCCAACCGCAAGUGGAGUCAAUGGUAAACAUUUAACUCCGUAUUUGCGCGAACUUCUGCAUCUAACAGAGCUGUACAUUUAAGCUUUUUGUGUAUAUACUUAGUCCUAGUUAUAUAUAUCUAGAGACAGGUGACAUCAGGAGAUCUUCGAGGCUCGAGCUGCCAGCUGCAAUAUAUUUGGAAACAAAGAACGAAGGAUUGCAAUAAAAAACCCUUUAAUUUCACUAAAUGGUUGCGUGUAUAUUUGCGAAUUAUGUUUUAAAUGAGCUAUCCUCUUCUUCUUACAUUACAUAUUACUCUUAAUAUAAUAUGUUCUUUCUUAAGAGAAAUAUUAUGCAAUUAUAUUUUUUAGGCAUUGUAAUUCGCAAAAUAGUAAAUAUGCUCUUUGUUACUGGUGAAAUUAAAGUGUUUUUCAUUGGAAUAACGCAUAGUGGUCGAGAAGUAUUAAGUAUAAAUAUACACGUAACAUGUGAUUAACACGUACACGAUUAUUUGAAUACUGUUUUGUUUUGCUUUACCGCUACGAUGUUUAUUAAUUUAUAGAUAUUGAAAAUUAUAAAUCAAAACACAUUGCGUGGUACGCUAGACCCGUUUUUUGGUGUACCGCCAAAUGUAUUUUUCACCCAAUACUCUUUUGUUUACGUGAGCCUGCUAAAGUUAACGAUCUAUUGGCCUUAUUAACAAUAAUAAUGUUUAUACAAUCAUUUCAUGCUUUAAGUGUUUUUAAUUGAUGAAAUAUUAUGUAGUAAAAAACAUGUGUUAUACCAACAAUAAAUAUUGUAUGACUAUUGUAACAUAAUAAAUCAUUGACACUGGGACUUGAUAUGUAGAAACAAUAAACAAAACACAACACAAUAUCAUCUCACAUAAUUAUUAUAUAACAAGUCCUAGAAUCAUAAGUUUAUAAGCAUGGAUCGUGGCUUAAAUGCUAUGUCAAGUUAUAGACAAAUCAGACCUAUCACACCUAACAAUAUGCACGUAGGCUGCGAUGUGUUGCGACGUCACCUAAUGUCACCUAACAGCUACGACUAACUUUGUCAGUGUCACGUUAGAAGCGCAAUGUAAGUUGUAUCACAGUAUCGAGGAUGUAUAUAAUAGCUCCGUGUAAGUAGGUGCCGCGGACUCAGGGUGGGUCGUUCUCGUGAACGCAAAGUUAAUCGUGGUUGCUAUGAUAUUUCUGUCGAUAUAUUUCCGCUGUCAACUGCCCUAUGACAAAGAAACAAUAUAGCCGAGUUAGUGGCGCCAUCGAUGGCGAUACACUUAACUAUUUAAGUACGCACGCAUCUCUUGCCUUGCCAGUUUCUAUGUUUGACAAACACUGCCGAUGUUGACCUAAUGUUUUCUGCAAGUACAAAUCCGAAUUGAAUGAGAUUUUUAUAGUUUAACGUUACAGUGAUCUUUAACUUAGUUUGUUUUAAAUGCACGACAUUGUUAAAAUAAAUUGUGUUGUAUGUUUCACCUAAUUGUAUUAAGUUAUUAGGAGUGGCAGUAUUUUAUAACAAAAAAAAAAUAUUUUUAGAGCCUACCUAUCCAUAUUUAAUUUAAUAAUAAUAUAUUUAUUACGUAAUUUUUUGUAUGUGACUAUUAUGUGAAAUCUAUUUAAUAAACGCUAUAAAAUUAA
Molecule: messenger RNA, 16631 nt
Organism: Colias croceus (clouded yellow)
Lineage: Eukaryota; Metazoa; Arthropoda; Insecta; Lepidoptera; Pieridae
Gene: Kettin
Product: titin
Exons: 21
Coding region: 219-14648 (4809 amino acids)
Source: RefSeq, a predicted model, not a curated record